Molecule: messenger RNA, 2917 nt
Organism: Limulus polyphemus (Atlantic horseshoe crab)
Lineage: Eukaryota; Metazoa; Arthropoda; Merostomata; Xiphosura; Limulidae
Product: acetylcholine receptor subunit beta-like 1
Exons: 2
Coding region: 95-1207 (370 amino acids)
Biological process (GO): regulation of membrane potential; signal transduction; monoatomic ion transmembrane transport
Cellular component (GO): membrane; synapse; neuron projection
Molecular function (GO): neurotransmitter receptor activity; transmembrane signaling receptor activity; extracellular ligand-gated monoatomic ion channel activity
Source: RefSeq, a predicted model, not a curated record
AACCACAGAUUAUCAUUUUUUUUCCAACAGUGCUGAUGGAAACUACGAGGUCCGAUAUAAGUCUAAUGUUCUUAUCUAUCCAAAUGGACUGGUGAUGUGGGUACCUCCCGCCAUUUAUCAGAGCUCGUGCACCAUUGAUGUGACAUAUUUCCCUUUCGAUCAGCAGAAAUGCGUUAUGAAAUUUGGAUCUUGGACGUUCAAUGGCGACGAAGUAUCUUUAAAACUGGAUAGCGAUAACAGAUGGGUAGAUCUUUCUGCAUAUUGGAAGAGCGGUACAUGGGACAUUGUCGAGGUACCGGCAUUCCUGAAUACGUACAAUAAUAGCAGAGAGGGCAAACCUACUGAAACAGACAUCUCUUUCUACAUAACAAUUCGUCGAAAAACACUCUUCUACACAGUGAAUCUGAUUCUUCCCACUUUUUCCAUAUCUUUUCUCUGUAUUCUUGUAUUCUAUCUUCCGGCAGAAGCUGGAGAAAAAGUGACUCUUGGAAUAUCGAUUCUACUCUCUUUAGUAGUGUUCUUGUUGCUAGUGUCGAAAAUAUUACCUCCUACGUCUCUCGUUCUUCCUUUGAUUGCCAAGUACCUGCUCUUCACAUUUUUAAUGAAUACCGGUUCAAUCCUGGUAACAGUAAUAAUUAUCAACUGGAACUUCCGAGGACCACGGACUCAUCGAAUGCCCAACUGGAUUCGAGUGGCAUUUUUAAAAUACUUGCCUAUUAUUCUGUUUAUGAGGAGGCCAAAGAAAACUAGGUUGAGAUGGAUGAUGGAGAUGCCAGGUUACGGAACGCACCAUUUGUACCAUAGCUCACCGGAAGGUAAGCCGUAUAACACGAGAAACAAAUCAGAAUUUAUGGAGCUAGCUGACAUUCACCACCCUAACUGUACGGCGGCAAGAAAACCCUCUCCAGAACCGGAAGUUCAGCUGUUGGACACAGAGGCGCAAGACACCUUGUUCCUAUCGCCCAAAGCUUAUAGAGCAACUGAAGCUAUUGAAUUUAUUGCUGAACAUUUACGCAGUGAAGACGAGUACAUACAGAUCCGGGAAGACUGGAAAUUCGUUGCUAUGGUAAUAGACCGUCUUCAGUUGUACAUAUUCUUUGCCGUGACAACAGCCGGAACUAUAGGCAUACUCCUGGAUGCACCCCACAUUUUUCAGUACGUAGAUCAAGACAAGAUAAUUGAAAUGCACAAAGGAAAACCAACAUGAGAUGCAAAGUCUACGCGCAUUCAAGACCGCUAGCUAAAUAUGUAUGAGAGUCGAUUUUUUUCAACGCUGGGAGGUUAUGCGUUCAUGUCAGUCAUUAUUUUCCGUUGCACGAGGAAGUGUAGCUAACGCCAACAUCGCUGUGGGAUAUAUAUACUGCAAUAUGCAGAGCUUAAUAAAAAUCGGUUAUAACGGAUACAGUUUAUACCAGCAGCAGACAAUCCGUGAUCUUCGUUCCUAGUUCCGAAGGAAACCAUGUAAUUACCUGUAAUUCAUUUUUCCGUAGCUACACGUGAUGAGUGUCAAAACGUUAUGUAUCCAGCCAAAUCCCACGUGACCUAAAAUAUUUAUGAAGAGCGUAAAUAAGAUAUUGCAUAACUUCCACCAUUUUACGCACUAUGACAGUUUAUGCAAUGCAAUAUCACUCACUCAUUGAAACAAAUUCUACAAAUAUGGCAUCCUUAAACUAUUGAAAUUGGUGUGCGCACCAACGCUAAAAGAAUAUUUAAAACAUCGAAAUCAACCUUAUUAUUCGGUAAAAUUUAACUCCACUUCUUUGUUGGAAGUAGUCUGGCAUACCAUAGGAUAUCAAGACUUCGAAAACCAGAAACUCCCGCCCACACAUGUUCAGAAGAGGUCUUACAAUGAAAAAUCCACUACUCAACAUGUAUAGAAUCUUCGUUUAGAAUAGCUUCUUGAUGAUGUCUUUUUCUUCUGAUUUCUUAAAGCUCAAUGAGACAGUUCUAUCUCUUCAGAAGUACGUGAGAUGAUGUGUUUCCAUGAGUGUAUUUUUUAUGUCCUGUAGUAUAAAGAGUGGUGUUGCUUCAGAGAAAUCUGUGUACUAAUCCCACUCCUUGCACGAUAUGAUUUUUUUCUUUUUAAGCAUGUAGUUUGUAACUUAAGUUAACUGUAAAAUAUGAAAUCGAGUUGAAAUGUAGAAAGAUUAGCACUUGGAGCUGUACAGAACAAAGUAAACAGCUAACAAGACUCUUAGUAAUAAGGGCGAAGACAGUUUAACAAUGAUAUGAAUAAAGUGAAUCAAAAUACCAGUUUAUUUAUAACAGAGUUUCCUGACUUCAUUUUCAACACUCGAAACAGAUUUUAUAAGAAAGGUACUUCUGCUCUUUUUUUUUCUAAACUGCUUGUGUUUCUAAAACUUUUUUCGUUAAGUAUAUAAUAAUAAUAUUAUACCAUUAACUAACGCUGUAGAAAUAUAAUUAAGCUAUCUUCUUUACUUCUAUAAUGUAAGAUUAUAAAUGACUCAAAAACUAUAAAGCUCCGGAAUUCACUAUUACGGUUUGCAAGGUCUUCUUUUUUCUGGUGCAAUCUUUUACGCUUAUAUUUAAAAUAUUUGAAUAUUUACUUUGAAACAAUGUUGAAGAUGUGAUAUUUUGGGGGUUGGAUUUUCUAUCUUUUUUUUUUUUUUCCAAGAAACAGAAUUUGAUCGAGCUGUGGAUGUUGUGUGUGGUUGAGUUAACAAUGCGGAACUGUGUGGUCUAAGACUUGAAUCUGUUUCAAGUAAAGAUUUAAUCAAUCUGAAUAAAUGGGCUGAAGUUAUCUCACGGUUGACAAAUAUUAAUACGAUAUAGUGAUGGAAGUUUGAAGCUUCGUAUAUCAGUGUACCUUUGUAUAGUAAAAUAUAAAAUAAAACUAUCGUUGACUAUUUGAGUAAUAAAAGAAUGCAAUAAAGAUGGCCAGUUUAAUUCUUGUGAA